Molecule: messenger RNA, 1071 nt
Organism: Ceratotherium simum simum (southern white rhinoceros)
Lineage: Eukaryota; Metazoa; Chordata; Mammalia; Perissodactyla; Rhinocerotidae
Source: RefSeq, a predicted model, not a curated record
GGGGACCAGCCCCACGGGGGGCGAUGCGGUAGCUGCAGCAGCGGCCGCAGGAGUUUCCCACAAUGCAGCGCGGCGCGCUGUCCCCGGUGCUGAUGCUCAGCGCUGCCCCGGAGCCUCCGCCGCGCCCGCCUCCCGGAACGAGCCCUGCGGCCCGCAGCCCAGCGUGCGGCGGGGGCGGGUCUUGCGCCGAAUGGAGGGCGCCCAUUGCUCAAAUCGGCAAGGGGCGGAACCCAGAGCAAGACGGCGCUCGCCUGUUGGCUGGGCGGGGCGACUCACGUGGGGCCGAAGAGCGCGAAGCUGAGGCAAGGCCGCAGUUCUUCCCGGCAGCCGAGUGUGGGGCUAAGGGGCGUCUGCGGUCCCCGAUCCACGAGGGUCGCUCCCUCCUGCUCAGCGCGGUCCCCCUUCGGGGCCUGGGCGCGGCGCUCGACAGCAGCCUGCGGGCCGCCGUGGCGUUCAAGGCGGAGGGCCAGCGCUGCUACCGAGAGAAGAAGUUCCGGGAAGCCAUCGGCAAGUAUCAUCGGGCACUGCUGCAGCUGAAGGCGGCGCAGGGGGCCCGCCCUGGAGGCCUGCCCGCCCCCGCCCCCGGGCCCGCCACCAGCCCGGGGCCAGCCCGCCUCAGCGAGGAGCAGCGGCGCCUGGUGGAGAACACGGAGGUGGAAUGUUAUGACUCUCUCACGGCCUGCCUGCUGCAGUCGGAGCUGGUGAACUACGAGCGCGUGCGCGAGUACUGUCUCAAGGUGCUGGAGAAGCAGCAGGGCAACUUCAAGGCCACCUACCGCGCCGGCAUCGCCUUCUACCACCUGGGUGACUAUGCGCGCGCGCUGCGCUACCUGCAGGAGGCCCGCAGCCGGGAGCCCACAGACACCAACGUCCUGCGCUACAUCCAGCUGACUCAGCUGAAGAUGAACCGGUGCAGCCUCCAGCGGGAUGACAGUGGGGCCCAGGCCGGCACUCGGGAUGUCGUUGGCUGAGGCUGACCUAGGGGGACAGUCCCCACCUCCACUCGCUCCCCCCUCACCGUGUAACUUCCCCUGACUCGUGUGUUUGCUGGUAAAGUACUCGUCACUGGUG